Messenger RNA from Hansenula ciferrii, 1908 nucleotides. Its product is annotated as alpha-mannosyltransferase. The record is from RefSeq and is a predicted model, not a curated record. Bases 1 to 1908 code for a protein of 635 amino acids. Gene Ontology annotation, biological process: mannan biosynthetic process. The transcript has a single exon. Gene Ontology annotation, molecular function: alpha-1,2-mannosyltransferase activity. NCBI's taxonomy places the organism in Eukaryota, Fungi, Ascomycota, Saccharomycetes, Phaffomycetales, Wickerhamomycetaceae. Gene Ontology annotation, cellular component: Golgi apparatus.
AUGAGAAUACUUAGACUACGAAAGAAUCAAAAAUUAGCCAUAUCUUUGGUUUUAUUAUUCACAAUUAUUGGAUUAUUGAUAUUCACAGUUACCAAUUAUGAUAUAGAUACUUCCACUAUUCAAAGAACUUUUAAAUUGGAGAACUUUGUUAAUUUAAGUAAUAAUGAAACUCAUGAUCCUACACCAUUAUUAGCUGGUCAAUCCAUUGUGACUGAUAAUGAAAAAGAAACUUUCAAAUUAAAUACAAACCCAGUGGAAUUUAUACAGACAAAAUAUGAAAGUGAACCAGGAAAGGCAGAUAUAUCAAUUGAACAAAUAUAUAAAUUUAAAAAAUUCUUAAAUGAUGAAAUCUUAACACCAAUCUUGGAUGAAGAUUCUUCAAUUAAAAAAGUUUCAUCUUUAUUUGAACAAUCUCAUUAUAGUGAAGGUAAAAAGAAACCACAUACAGCGGGACCUGUUAAAGAAAAUUAUCGUGAAGAUCCUGUUUAUACAAAAGAUUUUUUAUUACAAUAUUUAACUUUAACAAAUCAAGAAGUAUCAAUAUUGAAAAAAUCACAUUCAAAUAUUGUUAAAUCAUUACCAAAUUCAUUCCCUAAUGAAGUUGUUGAAUCUACAUUUACAGAUUCACAAAAUAAUCCAACAAAUGGAUAUGUCUAUGUUGGAGGAGCACAAUUGAAUUUCUUAACUUUAUUAUCAAUUAAAACUCUUAGAGCUUCAGGAAGUGUUUUACCUGUUGAAAUUAUCAUUCCAAAACAUUUAGAAUUUGAUAUUGAAUUAUGUAAUUACAUUUUCCCCAAAUUAAAUGCAAAAUGUUUAAUAAUGGAAGAUUUUAUUGGUAAAUCAACAAAGAAAAAAAUUGAUAAAUAUCAAUUAAAAUCAAUAGCAAUGUUAAUUAGUUCAUUCCAAAAUAUCUUAUUCUUAGAUGGAGAUAAUAUGAUUGUGGAAAAUCCAGAUUAUUUAUUUUUCAAUGAACCUUUUAAAAGUUAUGGAUUAAUUACUUGGCCUGAUUUAUGGAGAAGAUCAACAUCACCUUUUUGGUAUUCAAUUGCAAAUAUUGAUGUUAAUGAAAAUAAAAAAAUUAGAAAUUCAUAUUGGCAUAACUUCCAUAAACAAGAUUUAAUUUCACAAGAUGGUGAACAAGGGUUUGGAAAUGAUUGGUUAUAUUCAUAUCAUGAUUUCCAAGGAACAAUACCCGAAACAAGCUCUGAAAGUGGUCAAUUAAUGAUUAAUAAAAAAACUCAUGCAAAGACAUUAUUUUUAUCAAUUUAUUAUAAUAUUUAUGGUCCAAAUUAUUAUUAUCCAUUAUUAACACAAAAUUCUCAUGGUGAAGGUGAUAAAGAAACUUAUAUAUCUGCUGCACACUCUUUGGGUCAACCUUAUUAUCAAGUUGAAGAAUUUCCUCGUGAUUUCCAAUCAAAUAAUGGUAAGAAUAGACAAGGUAAAACUAGAACAAUUCAUGCAGUUGGUCAAUAUGAUCCUUCGAAUGAAUUUGAAUUAAAAUUAAAUCAAGAUGGGAAAACAUCAAGACAAUCAAUCAAUGAUUAUAAAUAUAUUAAUGAUAAAUCUCAUUGGGAAUAUAAAAUUUGGAAAGAUUCUAAAAUUAUGUUUUUACAUUGUAAUUCACCUAAAUUAUAUACAUGGGAAUUAUUAAAAGGUUCAUUAACAUCAAUGGGACAAAAAAUAAGAUUAUAUGGAGAUUUAAUAUCUCAAUUAACUCCAUUUUCAAAUGAUCAAAAAGAUUCUAAAAUUGAACCAAGAGAUUUUGAAUUAGAAUUAUUUGAACAUAUGAAAUGGUAUUUUUGUGAUCAUAAAGAUAUUAAAAUUAAAGGUUUACCAAGUUUAGAUUUUGAUAAGAUUUGUUUAGAAAUUAAGGUUCAUAUUGAUUUUUUGAAAAAAUCAAAAAAAUGA